GCUGCCCGUUCAGUCGCCUUCGGAGCGUUCGCCAUGGAGAACAUUGGUAUCGCGUUGGCGCUGGCGCUACUGCCACUGCUGUCAGUGGGGAGUGGUCGAGGUCACCUGCUGCAGGGUCAGCCGACCAUUGACCUGCACAUCCAGGCCCAGGAACAGUUGAUCUCGCAGAGCAACGACACUGCCUACUUGCAGCGACUGAUGCGCCUGGCCAAGUCGGCCGAGAUGCGCAGCUACAUGCAGCCGGGUGCGGAGGCCUGCGGCAAUUUCUACGACUACAGCUGCGGCAAUUGGCCCCAGAUCAAUCCGGCCAACGAUGCCCAUCCGCGGGAGACCAACUUGGAGCAGCUGCUGGUCAAGGCCUAUCGCCACAAACAGCAGCGUCUGAUGGAGCAGCCGGCGAACGAGGAAACGGACGAGGUGGCCGUGCUCCGGCUCAAACAGUUCUAUGCCAGCUGCCUGAUGUUCCGCCAAACGCCAGAGGAUCUCUAUCGCCGUCAGUUGCAGGAAAUUGUGGCCGAAUUCGGACGCAUGCCUGUCCUGAGUCUGCCGGGUCAGGAUUGGCCAGCCGAGGAGUUCGAUUGGCUGGACACCGUGGCCCGGAUCAAAAGAAAGUACGGCUUUGAUAUCCUGCUGCUCUUUCAGUCGUCUGGCGAUCGCAUCUACGUGGGUCAACCGAAGCAGAUUCUGCCGGAGGCCAAUAGACGGGACGUGGCUGAUGCCAUAGCCGAUCGCCUAGAGCGCCACUUGGGCGUGGAUCCAAAGCUGGCCAAGACAACGGCCCGGGAGAUCACGGAUUUGGAGAAACGCAUUGCCAGCAUUAUGCUGAAUCGUCGCGUUGGUGUUCUGUCCCAGUUGCGCACCUCCAAUGAGUCGGAUACUUAUAAAUUUGAUUACUCCAAUCUUACCCAGUAUGUGGAAACCGUCCUGGAAAGCAUCCUUGGCGACGAGACUCUCUACGAGCAUGUGCCCAGCUAUUCGAUGGCCUUGGUUGACUUGGUGGCGGAAACACCACCCGAGGUGUUGGCCAACUACAUUUUCAAUGAGCUGUUGCAGCACUUUUUCUACGAGCGAUCGGGCUCCGUGGUGGAGCAAUGUGUGAGCCGCGUUAGAGAUCUGUUCCCCGACCUCCUCGACAACAUGGUGUUCGAGCAGUAUGGAGAUGCAGCCACGAUCGGUGGCAUUGAGGCCAUCUGGCAGCAGAUCCAGCUGAGCUUUCGAGGUGCCCUUGAAAACUCAUCAGCCGACUGGUUGGUUUUGGAGACACGAGAACAACUGCUGGAGCAGUUGAACAGCACCAGUCUAGAGAUCAAUGGCUACACCGAUGUCAACUUCACGGAGCGGUAUGGGGGCAUGGAGCUAAAGCCGCGGGACUAUCUUCACAAUCUGAGGGCCGUGCUCAACCAUCAGAGCUUGAGUGUCAAAGAACGGACUCAGACGUCUGCCGUCUAUGACCCGGUGGGGAAGAGAGUCCUGCUGCCGGUGGUCCUGCUCCAGCCGAACUUCCUGUGGUCCCGCUUCUAUCCGAGAGCCGUGCGUUACGGCAGCCUGGGCACCCUGCUCGCCCAGCAACUGGCGCACAGUCUGGAGGAUGCCUCCAAGUGGGACGCCAAGUCGUUUGCCGAGUACUCGAAGCGGAAGGCCUGCUUCAAGGAGCAAUACGGUCGCCUGCGACUCAACGGACACUACUUGCCCGAGAGUGAUCUGCAGGCGGAGAACAUAGCCGACAAUCUGGGCAUCCAGGUGGCCUACCACGCCUACAGAAGUUACCUAGCCACUCUGGAUCCAUCCUUCCUGGGCUCGGAGUCACUGCCACAGCUUAGCCUUAGCUCGCGGAGACUGUUCUUCCUCAGUUUUGGCCAGCUGUGGUGCAACGAUGCCAACGAACAGUUCCGGGACAAGCAAUCCCUGCUCCAAUUUAGGACACCCAAUGCGCUCCGGGUGCUGGGCGCACUAUCCAACUUCAAGGCCUUUGAACGGGACUUCAACUGCGGACGAGGAAGCCUCAUGACCCAGCCUGAGAAGUGCCAACUGUUCUCCGUGAACCUGGAUUAACAUUUUCACUUAAAUUGUACCAUUAAUAAACACUAUCUCUGAAUAUUGUAUUGGUAA
This is a messenger RNA of Drosophila gunungcola (fruit fly), 2109 nucleotides long. Its product is annotated as neprilysin-4. The record is from RefSeq and is a predicted model, not a curated record. NCBI's taxonomy places the organism in Eukaryota, Metazoa, Arthropoda, Insecta, Diptera, Drosophilidae. The coding region runs from base 34 to 2052 and encodes 672 amino acids. Gene Ontology annotation, cellular component: plasma membrane. Gene Ontology annotation, molecular function: metalloendopeptidase activity. Gene Ontology annotation, biological process: protein processing. The transcript has a single exon.